AUGCUUUUCGAAGAAGAUAUGUAUGGGAAGGCCAUGAUGUGCCAGUGGCGGGUCUACAGUGACAGACCUGUCUGCAAAGACCAACAACAGAAGGAGGGGCAGCAGGCGAGGAGAUGGGACAACAGCAAGCUUAGUUGGUCCAAGAACGGGAGGAGGCAGCAAGGGUAUCGGGGGAAGAGAGGAAGGGUGCAUGGGCAUCAUCAUCCUCACCACUCCAGCCAGUUCUACAAACAGAACCGACCGACUCGUAUGAUGACGUCACUGCGUCCUGUCAACAUCAAAGGCAACAGAGCGCCAGGAAUGAGAGCUCCGAGGAACACCAACCAGUUCCUGAUGCACGAAAAAUACCAGAUGAUGCAUAUGCGUUCGGACUCCAUCGGCACAGACAGUGGGUCUGACUGCGAAACUGAUUUCACGGACAUGGACUCGUAUCUAGGCGUGCUAGAGAACGCAAGGGGCGCCCUCCUCGACAGUCCAGAUCUCACAACAACGCCAGCACGGUUCUUCCCCCGACAACUGGCCAAGUGCCAGCAGUUUCCCUUCUUCAGUUUAGGGAAUUUGUACCAAGAGGAGCAGGAGAGUAACAGUAUGCAGUAUUUCCCGUCAGAAAACGACGUGAUGCAGAGUGAAGAUUUCAUGCAGAAAGACUUCAAUGACUUUUGUGACACAUUCAGUGGGACCGAACCACCCAUAGACAUGUAA
This is a messenger RNA of Coregonus sp. 'balchen', 702 nucleotides long. Lineage: Eukaryota; Metazoa; Chordata; Actinopteri; Salmoniformes; Salmonidae. The record is from the annotation of a GenBank genome assembly.